Messenger RNA from Labrus mixtus (cuckoo wrasse), 6607 nucleotides. RefSeq names its product glutamate receptor interacting protein 1 (gene grip1). The record is from RefSeq and is a predicted model, not a curated record. The transcript has 27 exons. Bases 886 to 4341 code for a protein of 1151 amino acids. NCBI's taxonomy places the organism in Eukaryota, Metazoa, Chordata, Actinopteri, Labriformes, Labridae. Gene Ontology annotation, biological process: neurotransmitter receptor transport, endosome to postsynaptic membrane. Gene Ontology annotation, molecular function: nuclear glucocorticoid receptor binding.
GUCCUUCCUUCCUUCCUUCCUUCCUUCCUUCCUUCCUCCUCCGUCCUUCUUUCUUUCUUCCUCCCAUAAUUCCUUCCCUUGAUCUGUCGGCCAUCUUCCUUUUUUGUGCUUUUUAUUCCUACCUGAAUUCCUUGCAUCCUUCUUCUACUUCCUUUUUGACUCCCCCAUCCUUACUUUUUUUUUCUUCUGUCACUUCCCUCCUUUCCUUCCUCCCUUCUUUAAGUCCUUCACCAAAUUUUCUGAAUCGUUGCUUUUUUCUUCCUUGAUUCCUUUCUUACUUAAUAUAUUUCCGCCAUCCAUCCUUCCAUCCUUCCUUCCUUCCUUCCUUCCUUCUCCAUUAUCUCCCUGAUUUCGAACUUCCCUCCAUCCUUUACCCCCUCCUCCUCUCCUUUUAAAUUGCUCGUCUCCUUUCUUCACCUUUUUUCUCUCCUUCCCUGAAUCAUCGUUUUCCUCCUUGCAUCUCCAUUCGUUUCCUUAUCCCUCCAUUUAUCCUCUCCUCCCUCCCUUUCACGCCUCUUUCCUUCAUCCCUGCAUCCAGCUGCAUAGAAUCACAACCCCCCCUCCCCCCCUCAUCCUCCCAUCUGCGCAGACUCUGCCUCCCCCCUCCCCUCGCCUCUUCUGCCUCAUUUUAUGGAGGAGCUUCACAUCUGCAGCGCUCGCUCCCUUCCUCCUCCUCUCUCUCUCUCUCUCUCGUUAGCCGAGCUCCGGGAAACGUCUCCAUGAUGGUUUCUGUUUGAGGAGGUCGUCCGUCUCUCGCUCGCUCGUAGAAGAGGAAGAGGAGGAGGAGGAAGGUGGUGAAGAAGAAGGAGGAGGUGUAGUUUGUGGUGGCUGCAUCUGCAUGGCGCCGGGGGGGGGAGGCGACGCGACGCUCGGCUCGGCUUCACCAUGAUCGCCGUGUCGUUUAAAUGUCGCUGCCAGAUCCUGCGCAGGGUGAACAAAGAUGAAGGGCCGUACACCAAACACUCAGCCGGGUCCCGACCUCCAGAUGGAGCGCUGGCCAUCAGGAGGCAGAGCAUCCCCGACGAGUUUCGGGGAUGCUCGGUGGUGGAGCUGAUGAAGAAGGAGGGGACGACGCUCGGGCUGACGGUGUCGGGAGGCAUUGAUAAAGACGGGAAACCCCGAGUCUCCAACCUGCGGCAGGGAGGCAUCGCAGCCAGGAGCGACCAGCUAAACGUGGGCGACUAUAUCCGCGCCGUCAACGGCAUCAACCUCUCCAAAUUCAGACACGAUGAGAUCAUCAGUCUGCUGAAGAACGUCGGCGAGCGAGUCGUGCUGGAGGUCGAGUACGAACUACCACCCGUCUCGGUUCAGGGGUCAGGGGUCAUGUUUAAGAACGUCGAGGUCACGCUUCACAAAGAGGGAAACAGCUUCGGCUUCGUCAUCAGAGGUGGCGCCCAUGAAGACAGGAACAAGACUCGCCCCAUCGUCAUAACGACCAUCAGGCCCGGCGGUCCGGCUGACAGGGAAGGAACGGUCAAACCAGGCGACCGCCUGCUGAGCAUCGACGGGAUCCGUCUCCACGGCAGCACGCUCUCCGAGGCCAUGAGCAUCCUGAAGCAGUGCGGCCAGGAGGCCACGCUGCUGAUCGAGUACGACGUCUCCGUGAUGGACUCUGUUGCGACGGCGUCGGGACCCCUGCUUGUGGAGGUUGCCAAGGCGACAGGCUCCAGUCUGGGCGUGGCUUUGUCCACCUCCAUGUUCUGCAGCAAGCAGGUGAUCAUCAUCGACAAGGUCAAACCAGCCAGCAUAGCAGACAGGUGUGGUGCUCUCCAUGCAGGUGAUCACAUCCUGUCGGUGGAUGGGAAGUCGAUGGAGUUUUGUUCUCUGGCUGAAGCCACUCAGCUGCUCUCUGCUUCCUGUCAGACCGUCCGCAUGGAGAUACUUCCACAACAUCAGGCCCGACCGGCCCUGAACGCACCACAACAUGUCAAGGUGCAGCGUAGUCCCCGCCCCCUUCCCUGGGAAACCGGAGGCUCCGCCCCUGUCCUCCCCCCUUACCACUACAACACCUACCACCCCGACCAAUCAGGUGCCAGAUCGCACAACCGGCAUACGAACAACCCUCCUCUCAGUCACUCGUUCUCUCCGGGCUCCAUGUCGGCCUACAGUCUCUCGUCCCUCAACAUGAGCACCUUGCCCAGGAACAUGUAUCCCACGAGUCCGCGGGGCACGCUGAUGAGGAGGAAGGGCAAGAAGAAGGACUUCAAGAGCUCCUUGUCUCUGGCGUCCAGCACCGUCGGCCUCGCCGGUCAGGUCGUCCACACGGAAACCACGGAGGUCACGUUGCUAGGCGACGGCAUCAUGGGGUUCGGCCUGCAGCUGCAGGGUGGAGUGUUCGCCACGGAAACGCUCUCCUCACCGCCGCUCAUCGCUUACAUCGACCCCGACAGCCCGGCUGAGAGGUGUGGCAUCCUGCAGAUCGGGGACAGGAUUUUGUCCAUAAAUGGCGUUCCCACCGAAGACUCGACUCUGGAAGAAACCAAUCAGCUGCUCAGAGACUCGUCCAUCACCGCUCAGCUCACACUGGAGAUCGAGUUCGACGUGGCCGAGUCCGUCAUCCCGAGUUCAGGAACGUUUCACGUGAAGCUCCCAAAGAAGCCAGGAGUGGAGCUGGGGAUCACCAUCAGCUCUCCGUCCAAUAGGAAACCAGGAGAUCCUCUGAUCAUCUCUGACAUCAAGAAAGGCAGCGUCGCUCACAGGACGGGGACGUUGGAGCUCGGGGACAAGCUGCUUGCCAUCGAUAACAUCCGGGUGGAGAACUGCUCGAUGGAGGAGGCGGUUCAAAUCCUGCAGCAGUGUGAGGAGCUCGUCAAACUGAAGAUCCGCAAAGACGAAGACAACUCAGAUGAACAGGAAGUCUCGGGCAGCAUCAUCUACACGGUGGAGCUGCAGCGCUACGGAGGCCCGCUGGGAAUCACCAUCUCAGGAACAGAGGAACCGUUUGACCCCAUCAUCAUCUCCUCACUGACCAAGGGGGGGCUGGCUGAGAGGACCGGAGCGAUCCACGUGGGCGAUCGUAUUCUGGCGAUCAACAGCAGCAGCCUGAAGGGGAAACCUCUGAGUGAAGCCAUCAGUCUGCUGCAACAAGCCGGAGAGACGGUCACACUGAAGAUCAAGAAGCAGGGAGAACUGACCAGUCCAAAGUCCUGUGUGAUUGGUCCAGGGCUGGUGCCGGGGGCGGGGCUUGUUCAGGAGCACCAGGAUGGGGAGGAGGAGCCGGUUGUCAUGGUAGCGCCACUGUCCAGUCAGAGAGUGUUCAGCGCUCUGCCAUCUGUGGACAGCGCCGUGGAGUCGUGGGACGGAUCCAACAUGGACAGCAGCUUCACCACGUCGGCUCCACCGUUUCAGUCGUCUCCGUACAGUUUCCACGAGUGGCGUAACGCCAAGACGACCAACAGCCAAUCAUCGGCCUCCACUCGCCAGAGAGCCAAUCCGCUGUCAGAUCUGGGUCUGAGUGACGACGACUGGGACCGCCCACCGCUCGGAGGAGCCUGUAAUCUGCCCAGCGGUCUAAUCACUGACAGCAGGUUCACAGUGGGGCAUGAUGGGACAGAACCGGACCAGGAGGAGAACUUCUGGUCUCAGGCUCUGGAGGAUCUGGAGACGUGCGGACAGAGCGGCAUCCUGCGAGAGCUGGAGGAGUCUGGACAGGAAACACACCUCCUCGCUCUGGCAACCAUCAUGUCAGGAUCCACUCUCAGUCUGAACCAUGACCCCACUCCACUGCGCAGCACUCUGGGACGUCAGGCGAGCUUCCAGGAGCGCAGCAACUCCAGACCCCAGGUAUCAGCUCGAUCAAACACCUUGCCCUCCGACCCGCAGCGCCGAGCCUUUGCCAUGAGGAAGAUGAGGCAGGAAGUCAAUGAGAUCCUAAACCAGAACCCUGUGGAACUCCAUAAGUUGACUCUAGAGAAGGCUUCAGAUCUGGAGGACUUUGGUUUCAGUGUGUCUGAUGGUUUAUUGGACCGUGGUGUUUACGUGAGCAACAUUCGACCGGGGGGCCCGGCAGAGAAGGGCGGCCUCAAAGCCUAUGACAGAAUACUACAGAUAAACCACGUGCGGACCAGAGACUUUGACUGCUGCCUCGUCGUUCCACUGAUUGCAGAGUCUCCAAACCAUUUGGAGCUCGUCAUCAGCCGAAACCCGACCUCCUCCACAACCUCCCUACUGGCCAAUCACACAGACGGUACUAACAACAGCACCCACUCCCCUCAGCCAAUCAGCAGUGAUCUAGGACCUACAGACCAUGGAGAGGAUGGUGGUCCAAUCAAGUGGAGUCAACCGGGAGAUCGGUUGGGGGUGGCGUUUGCGGUUAGUCAGGUGAAUAAUAAGUCUUUAUAGCAGACAAACACUGGAGGAAACUGGAAUAAACCGGUUCUGACCAGAUUGGACUGGAGAGGUCAACAAGGAGAACAAUACAACAACAAUAAACUGGACCCAUCCAAACUGGUUCAGAGUGGAUCCCCCAUGGUGCUACACACCCUCUGGAUGAACUUGGACCCUUGACCACUAAAGUUUGACCUUUGAACUGCUAAAGCAGCCUGAAAGCACAUUAGACUGGAGCAACUCCUCACCUUCACCUGAGCCAGUUCUGCACACUGGAAGUACUGGUAUCACUGGACCCAGAUCUAUGACUACUGAUCCUUCUUGAACCACUGGAGCUACUGGACUUACUGGUUCUAUCAACCAAGAGCCAUUUCUACUGAUUCCUACUGAAGACAGAGCCAAUGGUGUGACUGGUGUAUGAUUAAUGGUUACUGGUUCUGCAAGCUUGGAACUAGGGCUACUGCAACAGCCACUGGUUCAAGACUUGUAUGAACUGGUCUUAGUGGUUUGAAAAUCAUGGCUUCUUAUUCCGCUGAAGCCAGAGCAAGAGCCAGUGGUCACACUGGUCCAAGACACAUGGGCUCUAGUCUUACUGGUUACAAAGCCAUGGCCUUAAGCAAGCCGAAACUAAUGGUCUUUCUGGUCCAAGAUACAUGGGUUCCGGUCUUAGUGGUGGCAGACCCAUGGGUACUGGUCCAACUGAAGCCAGAGCCACAGUCAGUGGUCUUAAUGGUUGAAGACAUGGCUCUUGUUCAUGGCCUUAGUGGUGAUCAAAUCACUGUUACUAACGCAUAGCCACAACCACUGGUUCUAAAAGCCCAGAUAUGUGUCCUACUGGUCUUACUGGAGCCAGAACUUUGGUGUUUGGUUGUACAAGCCAAGAACCACAGCAGCACAAAGACUGAUAGGACUUCAGAAUCCAGAACCUAUUGAUGGAGAGACGGGUUGCCAAGGACAUUAGUGAUGCUCUGAUCAGGGUAUCAUCGGGAUCGACCAAAUCGAUUCCAAAUUUCUGUUGUUUUAAAGAAAGCCUCCUUUUUAACCCAACCACUGUGAUCAAAGUCAAAGUCUUAAUCUUGAUAAUCGUCAGGUUGGAAUCGCUUUUAUGAAAUAUUUUUAUAUUAUGCUGCUACUCACUCCAGACGUUAGAAAAGAUAACUUUUACAUCCUGCUCAUUUGGGUCUAAGACCACAAAGUUUAGGUUUCUCUUUAAGAACUAGAUAGAGGUUCCUAUCAGAUGGCAAAAGUUAAGUGUAAGUCUUGAGCUGGUCAUUUGUGUAAUGUUGAUAAUGGUCGACUAAACUCAGCCACAGAGUAAACUGAGGAUUAGGUGUAGAGUAGGUUAGACAGAAGAGAUCAAUAAGAUACAGCUGUUUGGCAUGCAGGGUAAAAUUAUAAUCCUCCAAAAGUCUUCAAUGAUAGAACUUCAUUUGCUCAUUGCAUGUUAUUGAACCAACACCAUUUGCAAUCCUGCAGUGGACUUCACCUGGUUUUACGUAUUCAAUGUUUUCAUCUGGUGUUCACAUCAAUUUGUUUGACGAUUCUGACAGUUUCAGUGCAAACCAAUUGAUGCUCAGGUGGCAAAAAGAAUUAUUGGAAUCUAAAUACAACACCAAGUCUCUGUAGAGUUUUUGGUCACAUUGACUUUAAACUGUAAAAACAAUGAAAGUACUCGUGUGGUUGGCCUGACACAAGUCACCAGGAAAUCUAGAUUCACAUCAACAAGUUGAACUUUGUCCUCAGAUUAUUUCAUUGUACGUCUUGGAGGUUAACCAUCAUUGUUAAGAUUAAGUGUAGAUGUGUAGGCGUGCUGGAGAUAAAAAGCUGCUUCAGCAAAAUGUGUUUACGAAAAUCUAAUAUCAAUUUAAAGGUUUGCUUUGGUUUUAAACAAAAAGGAUUUGUUUAAAUCAAAGCUCAGGAGCGAGGUUCAUUCUUGACCUUGAAGAUGCUUUAAAGUGAUACCGGAGGUCAGGAGUACACUGAACCUUAACAGAUGGUACCAAACUGACAAUGAAAAGUAUGACAGUUUAAAAAUCCACACUUUGUGUUGGGAGUGUUUUCUGGGUUAUAUGUGCCAAUGUUUAGCGGUAGAAUCGACAAAUUUAAACCAAACACAGACCUCAGUGGAGGGAAAACAGGCGGCCAUGUUGGAUUUUAUUGUAUGUCUUCACUAUUGUUCAAUUUCAGGAUAAAAAUAGAGUACGCUUCACUUUCUAUGAUGGGAAACUGAUCAGAGCAUCCCUAAUGAAACGGUGAGCGAAGGGUUAAUGUUCAAACUUUA